Molecule: messenger RNA, 669 nt
Organism: Castor canadensis (American beaver)
Lineage: Eukaryota; Metazoa; Chordata; Mammalia; Rodentia; Castoridae
Source: RefSeq, a predicted model, not a curated record
AUGAAAUUUGUAUCCCUCCCAGUGUCUGAGUCACUGCAGCUCCUUUCCUUGCCAAAUGCAAGAAGCGGCGCCGGCCAGGUCGCUGCCCUGCAGCUCGCCGCCCAGCUCGCCUCGGCCCGCCCCCUCCCCUCCUUGGCCGGCCUCCUCGCGCCCUGUCAGACCGUGGCGGCCAGCCGCGCGGCGCACCUCCCUCCGCCUUCAGUAUUGCGAGGCGGCCCGCUCGCGGGCACACCCCCACCUCCCUGCCGGCAUUACCGCCCGCGUCGCGCUCCGCCCUGCUCUGCUCUCGACCGCUCCGCCGCUCGCCUUCCCGCCCGAGGCAACAUGGCCCACGCGCCGGCACGCUACUCCAGCCCCCGGGACUCCGGGGACUGUGAGAUGAGCAAGCCCAGGAAGGUGGCGCUCAUCACCGGCAUCACCGGCCAGGAUGGUUCGUACUUGGCUGAGUUCCUGCUAGAGAAAGGCUAUGAGGUCCAUGGAAUUGUACGGCGAUCUAGUUCAUUCAAUACAGGUCGAAUUGAACAUCUCUAUAAGAAUCCCCAAGCUCAUAUUGAAGGAAACAUGAAGUUGCACUAUGGUGAUCUCACUGACAGUACCUGCCUUGUGAAGAUCAUAAAUGAAGUGAAGCCUACAGAGAUCUACAACCUUGGUGCCCAGAGCCACGUCAAA